Molecule: messenger RNA, 4518 nt
Organism: Choloepus didactylus (southern two-toed sloth)
Lineage: Eukaryota; Metazoa; Chordata; Mammalia; Pilosa; Megalonychidae
Gene: CTXND1
Product: cortexin domain containing 1
Exons: 4
Coding region: 887-1066 (59 amino acids)
Source: RefSeq, a predicted model, not a curated record
UCCUGGCCCCGUCCCCGCGCCGCCUGCGUUCCUGCCCCGGGGGCUGAAGUUUCUCCCGCGUUGCCGCUUGAACAGCAUCCAGUUGCCUCGCCUUUAAAAUGCCGGCGCGGCCGCGGCUCCGCUCAGAACCCCCUCUCUCUCGCCGGUCGCCGGGGCGCUGACUCAGCCGCAGCCGGGCCUGGGCAGCGCCCCCCGCGCCCUGCGCCCCCGGCUCCGGGAAGCGCCGCAGCGAGGGACCCGCGCCCGCCGCAGGCUCCGAGCCCUCCCGGCCAGGGGCUCCCGGGCGCACGGGACGGGCCGCGCCAGGUAAGGGCUGCGGGAGCUUCCCGGCACCGACUCCACGGUGCCCGCUGGGCUGGGGCGCAGCUUCCAGGGCGCUGCGAGGGCGCCGCUCGAGUCCCCAGCCGCAGACGGAGCUUGUGCUCGCUGAGAUCCAGCCUAACCCAGCCGCUGCAGCGAGGGGAGUCGCGUGGGCACCCGGGCCGGGAUCCCCUCCUCUGCGGCACUGAGCGCCGGGGCUCGCCUCUGUGAGCUGCAGGUCUAGACGCGCGCCGGCAGAACCAGCUAGAUUCUUGUGCUUGGACAGCUCUGACUCUUGUUACUCUGAGUGAAUUCACAACGUCUCUGUAGCCCACUGUUUCUCCCCACCGUGCGGCGCUCCGCUGCGGCCCGGCCGCCUUCUCUGCGUGAAAAGCCGCUGCUCCCGUGGGCGCCCCAACCGGGAUGCCCCGGCCGCUCCCCUGCCGCUCUGCAGCACCCCGCUCCCGCUCCCGGUGUGAGCCCAGCAGUGGCCCCUAAGAAGUGGUGACCACUCCCACCAACAGGGGUGGAAGAUGGUACCAGCCAACCCUGAGCCGGAGGAGGAGCCCGCAGUCGUUGCCGCGAGAUGGAGGAGCCCACUCCCGAGCCUGUCUUUGUCGACGUGGACAAGGGACUGACCUUGGCCUGCUUCGUCUUCCUCUGCCUCUUCCUCAUCGUGAUGAUCAUCCGCUGUGCCAAGGUCAUCAUGGACCCUUACAGCGCCAUCCCCACAUCCACCUGGGAGGAGCAGCACCUGGACGAUUGAGACGGAAGUGGGGGGCUGGGGAGCAAGACCCCCAGCUCUCUGUGGGCCGGGGCACCCAGGACAUGCCUCCGGGUCCCCUGGUCCCUGACCUGCCAGCCCCUGGAGGCGAGGAGUGGGGAAGGCUCACCUCAGCCUUGCCCUGCUGUCACGGGAGCACCAGAGCGAGAUGGCCAUGCUGCUGAGGGGUGUUGCAGGCACAGGGCGGUCUGGGGGUGAGGAGGUCUGGGUCCCAGUCUGGGGAAUCACUGGAUGACCAGUGGGGACUCACCUUCUCUGCUUCCUCUGCACCUUCAGGAAUCAAACCAGGUCAGAUACCCAUCAUCACACAAUAGGGGUCUCCUUUCCAGGAGAUUCUCUGCUCUUAAAAUGAGAAGCAGCACACUCACUAGCACGGGAGACUCCCAACACAGAUGUCCCACGUGAGCCCAGCCCCUUCCCGAGGGGAUAGCAAUGGAGGGAGCCGUCAAGGGUGAAAGGAUGUGGAAGGUACCUCACCCGAAAAAUUCACGAAAGGCACACGGGCUGCUUCCAAGGAGUUUUGUUUUGUUUUGUUUUUAAUUAAAGUAUAGAGGAAUAUAUUUUUCCUGUUAUAGUUGAAAUUUGCAUUUUAGAAAUUUGGGGAAAAUACAGAAAAAUAGAAGGGAAGGGGAAAAAAACACUUAUAAUCUCAUCUUCCAAACGCCACCAUUUUUAUAUAUUUUCUUCCAGCCUUUUUUAUAAGCAUUUUUAAAUAGUCAAAUUCAUACUGAAUGCAUGAGGUUGUAUCACAUCAUAUUACAGCAUGACUAUUUUCCCAUUUCAUCAAACACUCUUAAGAGCUGUGAUUUUGUGUGCCUGCCAAAUAUUCAGUCAGGUAGUUGGGUCAUAGUCUAAUAAUCUUAUCCAUUGGUCGUACAUUUAAUACUUUGCGCUAAUUUUUCCUCAUACAAAGUUAUUCAACCCAGUCUCCUUUUGAGGGUGCACGAUCCACAGAUGAAUAUUGGGCAGGGAGACCUGGGUUUUGUGCUUUGGCCAAAGGCUGUGUGUCCUUAGGCAAGUCACUGGACCUCUCAGCGCCUCAGUUCCCCUGUUGUGAAAUGGGGAGGAAAAGCUUUGCCCUUUCCAUCUUGUGUAAACCUUCUGUGAACGAAAGGACAGGAGGCGAGUGCUUUGAAAGUAAAUGUGCUGUUGGGAUAAAGGAAUAAGCUGUUGGUAAUGACUUCUCUUGGGGCCUCCCUCUCACUCCUCUCCCAGUAUCACCUACGUCCAUGACCUUGCAGCAAGAAUAUUGGACCAAACAGAGUCCACCAACGUGGCCCCAAGUCUCCUUCCUGGCUAUAGGACCCUGAAUAACUUGCUUUGCCUCUCUGAGCCCCAAUUUCUUCAUCUGUAAAAUGGGAAUAACAUCUACCUCGCAAGGUUGCAGUGAGGAUGAUGAGAGAACAUGGGCAAACAGUUGUAUCCACCACUCCAGGAGAAGCCUGGGACCCAAGCUGGGAGGAAAAGAGGUUCUGGGUCCCUCCUGCUCCUCAGGGCCAGGAACUCUGGGCUUUUGUCAACUUCCCAGGUAACUUCUUACAGGCCAAAUCUCCUUGUCUGGAGGAAUACUCACAGCAACCUCCCCCAGCACCUGCUGUCAAGAGAUAAGGCAUCUGUUAAAUUAUGUAGUAGUCAUUGUCAUCAGUUUUGCCACAAGCAAGAUACAAAGUCAUAGGAGGCCACUUGAGCUCCCCUUCCUCUGAGAGCAUUUAUUCCAUCCCUCCAAGGUGUGGCCUGCCAACCCCGUCAGAGGAGGCCUGCAGCUGGGAAUAAGCUUAGGGCUCCCUUCCCAUUACCUGUAUCCGAGCCACCCCUCCAACCAGGGCACCUGGGAAAUGGAUUUCCAAUGCACUCUCACCUCUAGGUGACCCUGAAAGUUGGCAGUGCCACAGAUAUUCCGGGAUCAUUCCAAGACAUACCCAGCUGGUCCCCCAUGUGGCAUGCCCAGAGGGACAGUUGGCAGAGGCAGGGGACGAAGAUGCAUUCCAAGGCUCUGCAUAAGGGAGGACGUGGAAUAAGAGCCCUGUGUGUUGACUCAGACCCAGCAGCAGCCAUCACUCUGCAGCCUACCUCAGAGACACCAAGCACAUCUGUGAAAAGCCCAUCAGCACAGAUUUACAAUGGAAACCAAAACCAACUCCCAAUCAGCUAAUAGUGGACCCAAAAGGAACCCCAAGUCUUGAAGGCCUCACCUGGAAGCACUUUAAAACUUUUGGGGAAAGAAUAGAUGUCCUAGGGCAGUGUUACUCAAAUUGUGGUCCAAGGACAAAAAACAUCUAUAUCACUGGGGAACUUGUCAGAAAUCCAAAAUCAUGGCCCCUGCUCCAGACCUACUGCAGGACCAGAAUCUCUGCGGGCAGGGCCCAGGAAUCCAUAGUAGCAAGAUCUCCAGGUGAUUUGUGUGCAUAUCAAAGUUUGAGAAGCACUGCCUUAGGGAUUCCUUGGUUCCAAUUCAUUCUUUUCCGCACUUAGUUUUGCUGAUGUUCUCACUCUAUCUCUUGACUCUUGGAUAGCAAGGGGAGUAUAGUAACAUUUCAGAAAGGACUGAAAAUAAAAAUCAUUCCCCACCCACGCUUCCAACAAAACAGUGAUUUUCAUUACAGGUGUGUAUGUUCCUUUCAAAUCCUUGUCACAUGCAAGAUAUAUUUUUUCAUGUCACCAGUUUCAUACUUGUAUAUGAUACUCUUUCUCCUAACUUUACAUCAUAAGUAUGUUUCCAUGUUGUUCCUACAGUCUUUGUAUUUAUCAUUUUAAUGGUUAUAAAACAUGGCAUUUAGUGCAUGUACAUAAUUAUCCAGAUUCCUAUUGUUAAAUUCUUGGAUUGCUUUUAUUUUUCCCUGUUAUAUAUGUACCAAGAGGAAAAAGAAAGAUAAACACAGAUACAAUGAACCCUGGGUGUUUGCUCAGGGUGGAGGGAGAAUAAAUAUCUAAACUACACCCCUUCACCUAAGAAACACAUGGGGGAGGAAGACCUGCCUACAACUUUGAUCAUAAUAGGAAUUUCAAAGCUUCUGCCAUUGCUUCAUGCUGCUAAAGGAUGGAAGAGGUGAUCCUUUGUGAUCAGAGCACCUUACUGAGUUUCUGACUAGCCAAGACUAAAGUUUGUGAUUGUGGAUAGAAAGCUAAGUUGUUUGGAAAAAGAAAUGAACAGACAUUUGUUAGGACUGGAAGCUGGCAGAGAGAAAAGAAAAAGCAUUCAGGAAGGGGGGCCUUGGGAUUUGGUCACAAGCCAGGACUUUAGGGAAAACGUGAGAGAGAAACUCCCUGCAGCAAGGAAGGGUGACAGACUUCCCAGACAGUGGUGUCUAGUGGUCAAUGUUAAGUCAUCGCCUGUACUGUGUUCUGCUGUGGUCCCUUCACAUUACCGCAAAUCUUCAGUAAAGUCUGAUACACAAUCCGCUUUGUGUCAGUAGUACUUUGGGACAACGAAGACA